Lathyrus sativus (Indian pea) is the source of this 438-nucleotide messenger RNA. The record is from the annotation of a GenBank genome assembly. NCBI's taxonomy places the organism in Eukaryota, Viridiplantae, Streptophyta, Magnoliopsida, Fabales, Fabaceae.
AUGCGAUACACGGUAGACCAACCAAUAAAACCGUCCUUAUUCAUAGCACUAGAAGAAUCUUUGCUUCAUGAAAAUGAGUAUUCUGCAGAAGAGAAUAACAACAUGUUUGAUCACCAGCUUCUUUUUAACUUGAUCAACGAGACACUCUUUCAAAUAUAUGAAAAAUCGCCAACAUACUUUCCGAGACCUUUCACUUUCAACCAUUGGCUCAAACCAAUGCCAAAAGGAAAUUACAUUGUUAAAGAAGUAUGGGAUAAUGUCAGUUCAUAUUUGAGUUUGAGACCAGAGUUAGACCAGACAUUAGAGGAUGUCGUUGGUCGUGAUUUAAUGAAAAGAAGUGGUGGAUGGAUGAAUCUUCAACAGGAAGAGGAGUGUGUAGCACUGGAUUUGGAGGAAAUGAUCAUAGAUGAUUUAUUAGAAGUAAUUAUCUUCUCUUAG